AUGGGAUCCUCUGUGGAGUUUGCCUGCUUGUUGCUGGUGGUUUCUACCCUGGGAAAGAACCACUUGGUGUCUGGGGGUUGUUUGGGAAAAUGUUGCCGUGGCAGAGACAUGAGCUGUGCGACCACUGACUGGAGGAUGGACCGUGUUUAUGGGACAUGCUACUGUGACGAGGGCUGUGUCAGAACCAAGGACUGCUGCUUCGACUACUUCACAGAGUGCCCAGCUCAGGACUGCACUGUGAGCGAGUGGAGUUUCUGGAGUGGAUGUGCCAAGCCCUGCCAGCCUUCAGUGAGAGUGCGUGUACGUCACAUAGAGCAGCAGCCCAGUAACAACGGAGAGCCCUGUCCCAGCCUGGAGCAAAAAGCUGGUUGCAGGGAGUACAGAGACCACCAGGGUGGCCACUGUGGAGACAAGUCAGGUCCUGCAUUCAUCACAAGCAUGGAAUUUGGCAAGGGAAGGCCCAAGCAUGACAACUAUGGAAACCCCCUGAACCCUGGGUUCUGUGUGGAAUUCACACUGGAGACGCGGACACCCCACUGCACAGUGCAGAACCGACCACACACACACUGGAUGCGCUAUGUGACAGAAGGCUUUAAAGUGUGCGUGGCAUGUGAACCACCUGCCAUGCGAAACAAUAGUGGCAGCUGCCAAGGAGACGGUCAAGAAUCAGACAAAGAAGCUGUGCUGCACUGGCAGGCAGUGGGGAACCCUCAAUGCAGUGGCACAUGGAAGAAGGUCCAGAAAACCCAGCAGUGCAACUGUCCACCACAACACAGCUUUGUGUUCAUCUGAUCCACACAAAGUAGCAUUGGAACAUGCUCUGGUGU
Messenger RNA from Scomber japonicus (chub mackerel), 827 nucleotides. Its product is annotated as somatomedin-B and thrombospondin type-1 domain-containing protein. The record is from RefSeq and is a predicted model, not a curated record. The transcript is spliced from 5 exons. Bases 1 to 792 code for a protein of 263 amino acids. NCBI's taxonomy places the organism in Eukaryota, Metazoa, Chordata, Actinopteri, Scombriformes, Scombridae.